AUGUUUAACUACAACCCAGACGCGGAUGAAUUGAUUCCUUGUACUCAAGCCGGAAUUCGAUUUCAUGUGAGAGAUAUUCUCCAAAUAAUCAGUAAAGAUGAUCACAACUGGUGGCAGGCAAGAUUGUGGGGCUCAGAUCCACAAAGUCCAGCAGGACUUAUUCCAAGUCCGGAGCUACAAGAAUGGCGUGCAGCAAAUCAUGCAGUAGAAUUCUCUCAUGGCCACAACAAUCAACAAGUGGUUAGUUGUGGCUCUUGGUUUAUGAGGAAAAAGCGCGGAAAUCACAGCACUAGUCGUUCUGCUAGUGAUCGAACUCGCCAUUCCUUCAUCUACGACCAGUUAGACUUAUUCACUUACGAAGAAGUUGUCCGUUUACCCACCUUUAGGAGACGGACCCUGGUUCUUCUUGGAGCGCAUGGUGUUGGCAGACGCCACAUUAAGAACUGUCUCAUUCAAUCAGCGCCUGAUAAAUAUGCUUAUCCGAUACCGCAUACCACUAGAACCCCAAGAAAAGACGAAGUUUAUGGAAAGAACUAUUACUUUGUAACACAAGAAGAAAUGAUGAGAGAUAUUACUAACAACGAGUAUUUGGAAUAUGGAACUCAUGAGCAAGCUAUGUAUGGAACGAAAUUAGAUACCAUUAGACAAAUUCAUGCAGCUGGAUUGAUUGCCAUUCUUGACGUAGAACCCCAAGCUUUGAAAGUGCUCAGAACGGCAGAAUUUGCCCCCGGUGUCAUUUUCAUUGCAGCGCCUGAUCUAAACUCAAUUUUCCCGGAUUUGCAUUGUCCAAAUGAUGGAAGUCUCGAACGACUAGUCCGAGAAAGUCAACUACUAGAGCAACAUUUUGAGCACUUCUUCGAUAUGAAAAUAGUUAACAAUGACAUGGAGGAAACGAUAAAAAAGCUUCAAAUAGGAAUAGAAGAAUUCCAGACACGUCCGCAGUGGAUACCGGUGACAUGGGUUUACUAA
This is a messenger RNA of Rodentolepis nana, 969 nucleotides long. NCBI's taxonomy places the organism in Eukaryota, Metazoa, Platyhelminthes, Cestoda, Cyclophyllidea, Hymenolepididae. The record is from the annotation of a GenBank genome assembly.